AUGCACUCACUGGUGACCCGCCUUCGUGAGUUGUUCCCGCCGGCACCGGCGAUGGGUGCACCCAUCAAUGGUGAUGUGGUCACGUCCGUUACAGAGACUCUGCAGAGCGUGAAGCUGAACCCACGUGAAUGGCAGCAGCACGCAGUCUACCGGCGGGGGCGCUAUACCAGGAACAUAGUUGGAUACUCGCCAAACCAAUUCAUCGUGCUGCUGCUGUGUUGGGAGCGGGGCCAACAGAGCCCCAUCCAUGACCAUGCAGGUGCUCACUGCUUCAUCAAGAUGCUGAGUGGACAGCUUCAAGAGCGCAAAUUCGCUUGGGCUCCAAACGGCUCCUCUGGCGCACAGGCAGGGCCGCCUGGCCUUCUGGAUGCAUCUGACACAGAGAAGAGUGCUCGGGGCCUCAAGUCUGCUACAGAAAGCGUCUGGAGUCAAAGUCGUUCACUUCUGGGCCUGGAUGCCGACUCGAAGCUGAGCAUGUGGGUGCUGUGCCCUUGGACAUGGUUUCCAGAUCGAGGUCCUUGCUCGCAGAUGCAGAGUGGCAGUUGUGCAAUCUAG
This is a messenger RNA of Symbiodinium sp. CCMP2456, 555 nucleotides long. The record is from the annotation of a GenBank genome assembly. NCBI's taxonomy places the organism in Eukaryota, Dinophyceae, Suessiales, Symbiodiniaceae.